Messenger RNA from Coregonus sp. 'balchen', 24643 nucleotides. The record is from the annotation of a GenBank genome assembly. NCBI's taxonomy places the organism in Eukaryota, Metazoa, Chordata, Actinopteri, Salmoniformes, Salmonidae.
AUGAGUAGAAAGAGCCAGGACAAGGAGCUGAAAGCUAUCCAGAGCACAUCCUCAUCUGCGAGCAUCACUGAUUUUCCCACAUUUAAGGGAACCCCCUCCCUCACAGAUAGAACCCUUCGGGUCAUUAAAGCACUGUAGGAAAGAGCUAGAAGUGGCACAACCAGCCCUGUCUCCCAGUCAGAGGUGUUAUAUAAGGCCACCAUGGCAGUAUCCAACCUCAUGGCAAAUAUGUUGGCUAAAUGGGAGGAUGCAACUUCAGCUGAGAGAAAUCUUCAGGCCUUUCUCUCCACAGGCAUCCUCCGACCAUUCACACACCUGGUGGAGCAGAUCUGAAGCUUUCUUCUGCAGAACAGCACCCCAGUGUCUUCUGUGGCCUGCAGAUCUAAAUCUGAAACUGCUCUCCCGAGCAGAAGGCAGACCGGUGAGCUCCAGAGGGAGCCGUCAACAGAGGGAUACUGGGGGAUAGUCUAUGCCUUCACAGAGCAGUCUCUUCUAGAGCACUUGCUCAAAGAUCUCCUUCCUCCACUAGGAGAUACUGAUGUGGCCUUCUGCUCUCCCUCUGUCAGAGCCAUUGUGAGUCUGACACCCGCUUCUUCUUCACAUAUCGGUCAGCUCAGGGUGUUCUAAGCCAGUGUCCAAGAUCUGCCAAGGAGAAGUCAAUCUCUUGAUGGCAAAAAAUGUGGCAGAAACUCUGUCUCAGACUUCUGGGCUCCUGAUUCCUGAUGCGAGGAGUUCAUUUCACUAACCCAGUUCUUGAGCUCAAAAAGAUUCCCCAGGAGAAGAAACCUGAUCCCAACCAGAGCGAGCGGUCCAGUGGUUCCAGGGUUGAGGCCGUUGCCGAUCCCAGCCUCCCCAAAGCCAAACCAGGGACAACAGAGAAGAGCAAGAAGAUGUCCUUUCUUCAAAGGCUUCGGAAGAUCAGCAUCAAGAAAAGGGUAGAGUAUAUUGUCUUUAGGAAAUGGCGUACAUUUCCUUUCAUUAUCUGGAAUUAGUUCACAUCGUGUGCAUGUAAUGCAUAUGGGUAAUUAUUUGUAUUUGUAUUUAAUUUUUUAUUGAUGAUGUUACAAUUAAUUAAGUCAAGAGAAAAAGUUAAUUCCAGAAAAUAGCAGAAUAAAUUGUCAGGUUAUAUUACAGUGCCUUUGUAAAGUAUUCAGAACCCUUUACUUUUUCCACAUUUUGUUACGUUACAGCCUUAAUCUAAAAUGGACAAAAAAUAUAAUCCUAAACAAUGUACACACAAUUCCCCAUAAUGACAAGGCAAAAACUGUUUUUUAGAAAUUUUUGCAAAUGUAUUUAACAUAACAACUCGAAAUUGAGCUCAGGUGCAUCCUGUUUCCAUUGAUCAUCCUUGAGAUGUUUCUACAACUUGAUUGGAGUCCACCUGUGGUUAAUUCAAUUGAUUGGACAUGAUUUGGAAAGGCAUAUGCCAGUGCAUGCCAGAGCAAAAACCAAGCCAUGAUGUCGAAGGAAUUGUCUGUAGAGCUCCGAGACAGGAUUGUGUUGAGGCACAGAUCUGGGGAAGGGUACCAACAAAUUUGUAAGUGGAUCCAUAUUAGUCCAUCCGUGUUGAGACGGACUCCCCAUGCGCCUGCUGCUGCUGCUGUGGACUAUACCAGUGAGUAACAGUCUUGACCUCUCACUCUGGCAAUAUUCUCUACAUACACUUACAAUAGGGACCUUAUUCAAAAUGACUUACCAACCUGUGGUGGUGGUGAUGUUUAGUGAAAUUAAUACGGAAAAUAACACAUAGUGGUAGUGUUUAAUAUUUGCUGAUAUAUUGAGGCAACUACCACAUUAAUCUGAUCAUCUGUGCAGGUGCAAUACGUACAGUAUUUGCUCAACUGCAACUGUUUUGUCCACUCAGUGUGUAUGUGUGAUUAUUUUUUUUGGUGGGGUUGUAUUUUGUUACCAAACCUUUCCCUUUGGAAUUGAUUUAAAUGGGAGAGUGUUGGGGUAAAUAGUGUUGGGGUGAGAGUUACUGGCUAUACUGGCUGGGGGUCACGACGUGCGAGCAGCUCGGGCUGGCUGAGUGGUCUGGCCGAUCUAUUGGUCACUCUGUAUUUAAAACAAAGGAUCUUUGUGGGGGCUGGGUGGCUCGGAUGGCUCGGGCCGGUGUCACGUCUUGGACCCUAUCAUUAUUUGUCAGUGUCAUAUGGAUGCAUUCGGAUAUGCGUGCACAUGGAGGUGUGUGCGGGGGAUGGACAUGUGUCUAGGCGGGUGGAUGUGUGUCUGCUUGUCCACGCACAUGGACAUGGGCUCAGUAGACCCGAGGGUAACAUGGCUCCUUACUUAGGUAUCUGAACAUCUUUGUGGUAUAGAUCAUUGUUUGAGUGGAUCUCUAUUCAUUUGAAGGGAUGCUGUUAUGAAUGUAACUUGGGUCUCUGUUCUAUAUCCAGCAUUGAUAUUUAUGAACUUCAAUAUCUUUCCUGCAAAAAUAAAAAUAUUUUUAAGUACCCUAUCGUCACACUUGAGUACAACUUAAUAGAAAAUGACUCAAGUAAAAGUGUCACCCAGUAAAAUACCACUUGAGUAAAAGUCUAAAAGUAUUUGGUUUUAAAUAUACUUAAGUAUCAAAAGUAAAUGUAAUUGCUAAAAUGUGAAAUUCCUUAUAUUAAGCAAACCAGAUGGCACCAUUAUUUUAUUUGUAAAACAUUUCAUGUAUAGAGAAGCAUGUGUGUUUAGUGAGUCUGCCAGAUCAGAGGCAGUAGGGAUGACCUCUUGAUAAGUGUGUGAAUUUGACAAUUUUCCUGUCCUGCUAAGCAUUAAAAAUGUAACAAGUACUUUUGGGUGUCAGGGAAAAUGUAUGGAGUAAGAAAUACAUUAUUUUCCUUAGGCAUGUAGUGAAGUAAAAAGUAAACCUUGUCAAAAAUAUUAAUAGUCAAAUAAAGUACAGAUACCCUAAAAAAUGACUUAAGUAGUACUUUACAUUAAUUUUACUUAAGAACUUUACAACACUGUCUAUUAAUGUAGCAAUGACAAUUGAAAACAGCGAUAGUCUUAAAUACUGUUUCAUCCGAUGUAGGGUUCUAACAGAAGUCUAGAAUGUGGAAUUGUUUCCUUUUUGAAGGGCAUUUGUGUGCCUGGCACAGUAUCCGUAGAAGGAUGAAUUAAAACGUAUGACUAUUCAGUCAGGAGUACAAGAGAUACUGUAGGAGUCACUCCCUCAUCACCAGGCUAAUUUUAAUUCCUGCCAUACUGGAUUGUGGAAAGGGAAGAAGAAAAACUGGUUCAACACUUACAUACAGUAGCUAUUUUACGUGCCAGUAUGCAUUGAGUUUGAUGUCCUUCAAUCAGGAAAUAUAUAUUUUGAAGUACCCUAUUGAAAUAUGUGGUGUCGAGAAAACUAUGCUGAGAUGCUGUGAGAACAAGAAUUCCGCUGACACUGUACUUUGAUUAUAAAGGUUUAUUUAUAUCAAAGGGUUCCAGCGUCAAUUUACAGAUAUCUGCCGAUAUCUGGAGAACAACGACCGAAAUCUGUAAUAUGUUAUUCUGUCCUCCUUUGUUUUAACCGUGGUAUUUAUAUCCUAUGCCCUAUGUAACAUAAUAUGGGUGUUUUCCCUACAGACCAAUCCCAGGAGGCCACCUAACAGACUUCCUCGGCUUUAGGGUGCCCCUAUAGAACUACUCCCCAGAUGCUCCCUUUAAGCUGAGUCAACAUCCUCUAAAACCAUUUGAAACCAUUAGCAAAGUCAUAAAUUCCUCAGAUACCACAUAUUUCCCCCCUUCGAGACGAAGUAAGUCUCGAAAACAAAAAGAAUAGGAUUAUGACAAAUAACAAUUUUUCUCUUAUUGAGUAUCUUUUAACAAUAAAUCAAAUUUUAUUGAGAGUAAACACCCUUUUCUAUGUAGUGUAAAUACAUUUCUAUGAAAUAUGAACAAAUCUCUAUGGAGUGUGAAUACAUUUCUAUGAAAUAUGAACAAAUCUUUAUGGAGUGUGAGAGCAAAACACCUGUCUGGCAGCUUUCUUUCCAAAUAUCCCUCAAUCAAUCAAGACAGUAAAAUUCUCUCAUGGCCCCUCUGCCCCAGGCAACCACUUAAGUACUCCAGAUCAAUUCAUACAUCUUUAUCAAUGCAUUUUAAACUAUGAUGCAAUUUGAAUACACAUGAAAGCCUCAGCAAACAAAAUGCAAUCAAAAAUGUCCACAUUCAGGCUGGUCAACCCAUCGGACCCUCCUGUGGAUUCUCUCUAUCCCUGCCUAGACCCAAUAUCCCUAAGCAUCAACGAAAUAAACAAAAACAUCUGAGAUCCCCACAUGUACCCAAUAACAGCAAAUAUCAUUCUUCAAAAAUUAAUACAGAAAGAAUAUGACACAAAUUAUGUAUUACACAUGCAAAUAUGUCUAUAUAUCAUUGCAGACACUGGAAUGAUGAAGGUGUUGCAGACACCUUCCUUGUUCCACUUCCUCCAGUCCCUUCAUAUUGUCCCUUCAUAUUGUCCCUUCAUAUUGUCCAUGUUUGAGUAUUUGAAUCCCCUCUACACAUUCCCCCAUAUGCUUCUGGAAGAAAAGAAGAGACCAAACAGUAUCUUUUGCAAAACAACACAUUCAAAUUAAAACAUCAAUAUCAACUAAAAAUAUAAAAUGAAUCACAUACCAUUUCCCCCCUUUGAUUCAUCACCAAAUACUAACUAUCACCAUAAUAUUUAAAACCAUUUGAAAAAUUCAAAAUUGAUAUCUAUCCAUCAAUACUCCUUUGAGUCUUGACAGAAGGUUAAACCCUCCUAUCGUUUCAUUUGCAAAACCCUUCAAAUUAUAGGUAAUAUUAUCUAUGUUAUCUUCCCAAAUUUUACACCAUACCAUGGAAAAAGUCCCCACUUCUCUCCUAGACUUAUCCUCCAAUGGUAGGCUUCCCAGACUAUUAAACUUCUCUCUUUCAGAAUCAGAUUUAUCUAUGUCCCUUGCUUCCCCUCUUUUAAUUUUAAAACCCUCAUAUGGAAGCUUCAACUUCAACAUGUAACAACAUCCUUUCCAUCCAUAGGGUAAGAAUAUAUUCUCUCACCACAAACCCCAGAUGUUUCUCUAAAAUUCCCAAUAGUCACAUUACCAUGCAAAACUUCUCUCUCCAUCAAAGUCCUUCUCUUCUUACUAACUGGAACAUCAAAAGUUACAUUACAUUUCUCAUUACUAACCUUAUGUUCAUGCUUACCCAAAGUCAUCAUAUAAUCAUCACCAUCCGAUAUUCCCCUAUACAUCCCCUUUCCAUCAUAUGUUUUAUUUCAACAAAAACAGCUUUUAGCCCUCACUGGUUUCACCUCCAAUGCUUCAUGAAGCGCUGUUAACUGAUUUUCCUUCCUAUCUAACAAAUUCACAUAGGUUAAUUCACUUAACCAAUAACACUUAAACCUAGGCCUAAACAAAUGUUUCCACAACUACAUUAUUUUAUCUCUUAAUGAUUGUUGCUGAUACAACAGCCCUUAUAAAGCAUAAGAUUGACACGUACUUGAUAGAGGUUUAGCUACCUUCUCUAAGAUUCAACCCCAUGUUCCUAGUGCUGGAAUUCUCAACAGACAUGGACCCUCAAGAUUCCUCACUGAUCUUACAGUAUGAGUAAACUUCUUGAACCAAAGAUUCCUACCUGCCCAUCCAUCUUUAAUUUCCAAACAGAAGAAUCAAAUCCAUAUGCCUUCCAUUUAGUUUCUCUCUUCCCUAACGAACAGUAUUGAUCAGAUAUAUCUUCUUGUCUUCCAUCAAAAUCAAACUCAUCCUGUACCUCCAUGAUAGUAUUCUCCCUCUAACAUUACUCAAAAUAAGUUAGCAAUCACUCAUAACCCUCUUCCACUUCAUAUCGUUCUACAAAAUAUACUUCCUUUCACUAGAUAAAACAGCUUCUACUUCUUAUCCUCAUAACAACACUUAUUCUCCAUAAUUAUCUCUCCACAUGAGAGGAAUCUCACCUCUACACAUUCCUUCUCUCACAUCUACAAGGAAGAUGAGCUGUACCACCCAUCCUAACCCUAAUGACAGUCUUUUCCUCUAAAAUUGGUGCUGGAGCAAUUGGCUCCCUUGUAAUCAAAUGUGAUACAUUUAUAGCUUUAAUAACUGUCAAUGUUGAAAGAGUUGAAUUGCUUCUCACUGUUGUUUUAAUAUCCCCCUGCUGGGAAUUGUACACAUAAAGACUACAAUCACCCUAAAUCUUCUCUUAUCAUUCAGCAACGCAUACUUUCUCAAUGCAUCUGCUCCUUACAGAUCUAAACUCCUACCAUAUCUAUCUUCCCACUGAACUCUAAAUUUCCCUUCACCACUGUUCUCUCUCUCUUACUAACUAACAUUGAAGCUGAGCUGACUGUCCUAGAGUUCCUUCAAUUCUAGUUUUCUUAACUUUUUAGUCUGACUUUUUCCCCUAAUUUUUCAAAAACCAUUUCACUGAUUUAUCCACAAAUUCCUUUCCCACUAAUUUUUUCAAAGACCAUUUCACUGAUUUAUCCACAAAUUCCUUUCCCACUAAUUUUAGGAUAUUUGAUCCGGAAGUCCCCACCUGCUUAUGACUUCUUUACACAAAAACUUGGCAAACGAUUGAGCAUCUUUUAGCUUAGUUUGAAAUCUUAUUCCCCUCUUGGUGUAGGAAUGUAACCAAGAAUAACAGUCACCCCCUGUAAACAUUAUUUUUUCAGACAGAUUGUCCUCCUUCCUAUGAUAUAGUCAAUCUAUUCAAGCAAAUAUGGUUCCCAAAAACCCUACUCCUUUAUAAUCUUUCUCCUAAUCUCCCCCCUUGCAACAUUAGCUAACCCCUAGCUUCCUAAAUCAUCAGACCUAAUAGGUCCAGAGGCGCUACUAUCAACCCCUCAUGGUUUCUCCCAAAACAACAAUUGAUUCCUACUCUAAGGAUUUUUUUCUAUUGUCUUUAAAACACCUGCUUUUGAAAGUCCUUCAAUUUCUGGUUCAAUCCCUUGGAUUGCUUCAUCUUUCAAUGGAUACUGAUUCUUCCAAGGAGGUCUUCCUCCUCGUCGAAGUUCAACUUUCACCUCAAUUGGGCUGAUUUCACAAAUCCAAUAUCAGUACUACUUUGAUAUCACAAACAUUCUUGAACUUUUUGCAACAUCUCCUCUUUAAUAGAUUCUCAAUCCAUCUUCACACUUCAAACAGAUUAAUGUGUCUUCCGUACAGCUUAUGACUCUCCUUGUCCUUGAGCCAAAAUCAUUAUUUUCAGAAAUCGCUGAUCUUCACUCCUCCAAAUCCCCCAAUUAUCUUCCAUCAUUAACUAUUGGUAAACCUUUUCCUUUGGCACUUCUACCAGACAGCCGUCUGGUGUACAUCUUAUUGUACAAUUCAAUUUCCACAAUUCAUCUCUUCCCAACAAUGCAAUAGGUAUAUGUUCUGAUACCAGUAUGGGUAUUGUAAUUUUCUCAUUUUACAUCACGUCAUUUUUUUUAGCAUACAUUAUUAAUUUUUUCAUACUGGCCCCCCGUGGGAAUCGAACCCACAACCCUGGCAUUGCAAACGCCAUGCUCUACCAACUGAGCUACCUCCCUGCCGGCCAUUCCCUCCCCUACCCUGGACGACGCUUGGCCAAUUGUGCGCCGCCCCAUUGGUCUCCCGGUUGCGGCCGGCUACAGCAGAGUCUGGAUUCAAACCAGGAUCUCUAGUGGCAGAGCUAGCACUGCGAUGCAGUGCCUUAGACCACUGCGCCACACGGGAGGUCACUUUCAUAGCAGAGCUCAAUUGGUUCCUUAAGAGUAAUCAACUGUUUUACUCCCUCAAAUCCCUAUCCUAAUUAGUUGAUUUUGACAUAGUGAGAUGUGUAACCUCUUCAGGCUGAACACAGAUAAAAGCAGUUCCGCUAUCCAUCAUCACUUCCCAUGGUCCGUUGUUUAUUUUCACUUCAAUUGUUGGAUCUUUUUUCCCUAACUGGUGCUACCAGCUGACACCCCCCUUUCGGAUCUUCUAGGCACCCCUAGAAUCCUUGCUCCUUGCCCCUAUAAGGGUUCACCUGUCCUCCAGAUGAACUUCACUUGCUCCUGUAUCUUCCUCUGAAAUUCCCUCUGUUUCCUUCUGGCCCAUUACACUCACAGCAAAGUCACCAACCUGUCCACAAUCAUAACACACUUCUUAAGAUUGCUGGAAGUAUGGCUUAAAUCUUCCUCCUCUUCCUAAGCCUUCUCGUCCUCUUCCUCUCCAAUUCUUUCAGUCCAGAAACUAUCUAUGGAUAUGAAACAGCUUGUACCACUAGUUGUGGCUGGUACAAUUGCAUUUGACCUUGUUCAGUUGAAGCUGUGGCAGUGAUUGUUGAUUUGGUGCACACUGAUUCUUCAUAACCAAAGCUUUUCUUCUCCUUCUUAUUCUCCCCCAGUUGUAUUUGAUUAAGUUUUCUGAGAGUUUCUUGGUCCUGUUCUUUCUAGUUGUUGACAUAUCGGUAUUCUUCAAAGGCUUAUAUUCUAGGUUCUGUCCUCGAAUGGUCACUGGCAUCAUCUUCUUACUGGUGCCCUCUUUCCUUUCCUCGAUGUAUUAUUCUUCUCCAAUUCUUGGGAUCCUUUUCUCGGCAGUUUUUUCUUCUCUUCUUCAUCUUCCGUAUUUUCAGCUUCUUGAGUUGUUCUUUGCAGUUCUCUUACUACUUCUAAAUUAUUCGCUUUAUCCAGGCAUGAUACGCAUCGGUCUAUAUCUCUUUCCAUUUCUUCUGUGCUAGUCAUUGUAGGAUAAAAUCCUCCUGAACAUAAAGCACCUUUAAUCUCCAAAUCUUCAUUGCUUUCUCCAUCUUCACUUUCCUCAGAGAUCGAAUCUCUAGUAUCCUUCUUCUUCCUCCAACUUCCAUCAGAGAUCAAAUCUCUAGUAUCCUUCUUCUUUCCUCUCUUGCCAACUUCCUUCUGAUCACAGAGUCAUAUCCACCAUGAUCUCUUCUCAAUCACUCUGAUCAUCAUCUUCAAGUUCCAUCUUCCUGAACCUCACUCCACCCUUAGUUUCCAGAUGUCUCAUUUUCUUCUUACUUUUGGAGUUUUGGAUUCAUCUUUAUGGUCGUUUCUGCUUUUCCUCUCUCUAUUAUUCAAUCACUUUCAUCAUGUUGAUGACGUCAGGGUUAAGAAUCCCUUCCACUAGCCAUGGUUGUUCAAUGUCAGGCCAACGUUUAUUCCCUUUUCCAGAUAACCUUGCAAUAACAUUAACUAAAGGAUUACUAUUUUCUACUACAUCAACAGGAGUAAUUACUUUCAUAGUUUUUUAUGUCCUUUUUCCCCAUUGUAACAACUCUUUUAUAUUCCUUUAUUGUGAAUUAUUUCAUUAUUUUAGACUAUGUAGCUUAUAGUUCCCUCUUUUUUUUCUUUCUUCCCCUAAUUAAUUAAUCAAUUUAUGUAUUAAUUUAUUAAUCCAUUUACUUAUUUAUUCAUUUUAUUUUACCAAAUUAUUGAUUAGUGGCAAUCUUACCACAUCCAAUCAGGAAAGUAAAUGAAAGUAGUCAACUUCAGAGCAACCCAAAAAAUAAAGACCUCUAAUCCAGCAACACUACAGCACUCACAAACCCCAUUGCUUAAUAAGCACCCAAUUACCUUAGUUUUACAGAAUAAUGUCAGUACUCGAUUUCCCCACUCAACUCUAAUCAAACCCACUCAUGCACAAAAACUCCAAAAUGCAAUUCUUAAUUACAUCAAUUGAUCAGUAUGUUGCCAAGUCCUUGUCAAAUUGUCAUAACAUCAAAUAUACUAGGCACCCAAAAUAUCCUCUAUGGGAAGGUACGUUUUGUAAAUAGAACAGUACUAGCCUUGAUUUGACUUGAUCCGUUGCAGCACACUCUGUCGCAUGAUGCACUCGUCAGCACUUCCUCUCUGUCUCCUCCUCCUUAUCGUCUCUCAUAUCACAGAAGAACAAAGAAACAGACAAUAAUUUAGUAGUUUAUGCACUCACUGAGUUAUUUCAACCAUUCAAUAUUCCUCUAGUCAUACUCGCUCUAAGAAAUAACUCAGGAAUAUUAUAAAUAUCUCAACAUUUUAUUUAUUUUAUUUUUUAUUUUUAAUCCGUCAACAUAUCUCUCUCAUUUAUCAAUUUAAUAGAUCUCAAUCAAAUAGUUUCAUCAUUAAGCAACAGCCUAUUUCAAUCAAUUCAAUCAAUUUUAUUUUAUAUAGCCCUUCUUACAUCAGCUAAUAUCUCGAAGUGCUGUACAGAAACCCAGCCUAAAACCCCAAACAGCUAGUAAUGCAGGUGUAGAAGCACGGUGGCUAGGAAAAACUCCCUAGAAAGGCAAAACCUAGGAAGAAACCUAGAGAGGAACCAGGCUAUGAGGGGUGGCCAGUCCUCUUCUGGCUGUGCCGGGUGGAGAUUAUAACAGAACCAUGCCAAGAUGUUCAAAAAUGUUCAUAAGUGACAAGCAUGGUCAAAUAAUAAUCAGGAAUAAAUCUCAGUUGGCUUUUCAUAGCCGAUCAUUAAGAGUUGAAAACAGCAGGUCUGGGACAGGUAGGGGUUCCAUAACCGCAGGCAGAACAGUUGAAACUGGAAUAGCAGCAAGGCCAGGCGGACUGGGGACAGCAAGGAGUCACCACGGCCGGUAGUCCCGGCGUAUGGUCCUAGGGCUCAGGUCUCUCAGUUGGCUUUUCAUAGCCGAUCAUUAAGAGUUGAAAACAGCAGGUCUGGGACAGGUAGGGGUUUCGUAGCCGCAGGCAGAACAGUUGAAACUGGAAUUUAACAAACAGAACAUUCCAUUGUGUUCAAAUCAUUAAGAGUUGAAAACAGCAGGUCUGGGACAGGUAGGGGUUUCGUAGCCGCAGGCAGAACAGUUGAAACUGGAAUUUAACAAACAGAACAUUCCAUUGUGUUCAAAUCUCCUCCACUCCUCUGUCAGCUCUGUCUGUUCUGAGUCUGCGUCUCCCAGCAACUCAGUGCAGGCAGAGGAGUGGCACAUUUGCUCUACGUAACUCUAAAGUCAUAAAAUCACACGCAUGCGUAGUACAUUCACCAGUGCGAUUUCAGAGUGGAGGGAGCUCUCUCCCAGCUAGACAACAAAGUAAACAGUCCCGCUGUACUUCCUCUCUUUUACCCCCCAUAGACAAACAGUAACACUUUAACAGAGCUCACAAACCAACAUAAAACAUUGAACACAAAUCCUACUUUCUUCUACACACAUACACAUACAGUUUAAGAGGCUUAUCCCAUUCCUAUGGACCCCUAAGGCAGUAUGCUACCUCCAUUGCGCCGUAUAUUUCCAUUGUUCCUAAAUUUCUGCUACCACGAGUUCCGCGGACAUUCGAUGAGCGGUCACAUCAAUCAUAUAAUUCGUCAACCAUAAGUUAACAUAAUAAUGUUAUGAAGUGAUUUGCAUUUUAAUGAGGGAAAUAAGUAUUUGACCCCUCUGCAAAACAUGACUUAGUACUUGGUGGCAAAACCCUUGUUGGCAAUCACAGAGGUCAGACGUUUCUUGUAGUUGGUCACCAGGUUUGCACACAUCUCAGGAGGGAUUUUGUUCCACUCCUCUUUGCAGAUCUUCUCCAAGUCAUUAAGGUUUCGAGGCUGACGUUUGGCAACUCGAACCUUCAGCUACCUCCACAGAUUUUCUAUGGGAUUAAGGUCUGGAGACUGGCUAGGCCACUCCAGGACCUUAAUGUGCUUCUUCUUCAGCCACUCCUUUGUUGCCUUGGCCGUGUGUUUUGGGUCAUUGUCAUGCUGGAAUACCCAUCCACGACCCAUUUUCAAUGCCCUGUCUGAGGGAAGGAGGUUCUCUCCCAAGAUUUGACGGUACAUGGGCCCCGUCCAUCGUUCCUUUGAUGCGGUGAAGUUGUCCUGUCCCCUUAGCAGAAAAACACCCCCAAAGCAUAAUGUUUCCACCUCCAUGUUUGACGGUGGGGAUGGUGUUCUUGGGCUCAUAGGCAGCAUUCGUCCUCCUCCAAACACGGCGAGUUGAGUUGAUGCCAAAGAGCUCCAUUUUGGUCUCAUCUGACCAAAACACUUUCACCCAGUUUUCCUCUGAAUCAUUCAGAUGUUCAUUGGCAAACUUCAGACGGCCCUGUAUAUGUGCUUUCUUGAGCAGGGGGACCUUGUGGGCGCUGCAGGAUUUCAGUCCUUCACGGAAUAGUGUGUUACCAAUUGUUUUCUUGGUGACUAUGGUCCCAGCUGCCUUGAGAUCAUUGACAAGAUCCUCCCGUGUAGUUCUGGGCUGAUUCCUCACUGUUCUCAUGAUCAUUGCAACUCCACGAGGUGAGAUCUUGCAUGGAGCCACAGGCAGAGGGAGAUUGACAGGUCUUUUGUGUUUCUUCCAUUUGCGAAUAAUCGCACCAACUGUUGUCACCUUCUCACCAAGCUGCUUGGCGAUGGUCUUGUAGCCCAUUCCAGCCUUGUGUAGGUCUACAAUCUUGUCCCUGACAUCCUUGGAGAGCUCUUUGGUCUUGGCCAUGGUGGAGAGUUUGGAAUCUGAUUGAUUGCUUUUGUGGACAGGUGUCUUUUAUACAGGUAACAAGCUGAGAUUAGGAGCACUCCCUUUAAGAGUGCUCCUAAUCUCAGCUCGUUACCUGUAUAAAAGACACCUGGGAGCCAGAAAUCUUUCUGAUUGAGAUGGGGUCAAAUACUUAUUUCCCUCAUUAAAAUGCAAAUCAAUUUCUAACAUUUUUGACAUGCGUUUUUCUGGAUUUUUUUGUUGUUAUUCUGUCUCUCACUGUUCAAAUAAACCUACCAUUAAAAUUAUAGACUGAUCAUUUCAUUGUCAGUUGGCAAAUGUACAAAAUCAGCAGGGGAUCAAAUACUUUUUUCCCUCACUGUAUAUAUAUACCACAACCUCAAGUCCCCGGGACUUACCUAAAUUCACCUAACGUGCUUUUAGGAUUUUUCGGCCCAUCCUAAUGAUCGCCUCGUUAGAGGGCUUUCCUAGAUUCGCAAUGUCCUAAUUUGUAUACAUUUACCUUAGUUCCUGGCCUUUCCUUCAUUGUAUUCUUUUUGAUUUUUAUUCAAGCAAAAUAUCCCUAUAGACACUCCCCCCUGUUUGCGUUGCUUUCAACGCAAACAAAUUUAGAACGGACUCCUAUCCCACAGCAAAUAACAGCAAAGCACACACGCAAGUUCUUAACGGUGCAUUCAUUCAACGCACACACACAGACACACGAACUGACCAGUGCCCAAAGUAGCGAGAACUCACCCUUAUCUGCCGGACUCUGGAGCGAGAGUCAGCUCGGCGCCCAUGAAUGGAACGCUGAGAAAAGACUCAACACGACCAAAUUCCUCGUCGCCAUUUUGUGGUGUCGAGAAAACUAUGCUGAGAUGCUGUGAGAACAAGAAUUCCGCUGACACUGUACUUUGAUUAUAAAGGUUUAUUUAUAUCAAAGGGUUCCAGCGUCAAUUUACAGAUAUCUGGAGAACAACGACCCAAAUUUGUAAUAUGUUAUUCUGUCCUCCUUUGUUUUAACCGUGGUAUUUAUAUCCUAUGCCCUAUGUAACAUAACAUGGGUGUUUUCCCUACAGACCAAUCCCAGGAGGCCACCUAACAGACUUCCUCGGCUUUAGGGUGCCCCUAUAGAACUACUCCCCAGAUGCUCCCUUUAAGCUGAGUCAACAUCCUCUAAAACCAUUUGAAACCAUUAGCAAAGUCAUAAAUUCCUCAGAUACCACACAUACUUGAGUAAAAGUAAAGAUACCUUAAUAGAAAAUGACUCAAGUAAAGUGAAAGUAAUCCAGUAAAAUACUACUUGAGUGAAAGUCUAAAAGUAUUUGGUUUUAAAUAUACUUAGGUAUCAAAAGUAAAUGUAAUUGCUAAAAUUUCAACUGAGCAUGUUAUCUUGUUACCAUGGCUUUGGCCAUGUUUAGAAUUUCUGAUUUAAUCAGGUACAACAGAAUGAACGGAAGGGAGUGACAGGAAAAGGAUACAGUAUUAUGUAAUAGAGGAUGCCGCCACAGAAAUAGCUUUGGUGUCUCAUUGUACUGUAGUACAGAGAUGGUUCAAAAUAUGCAAGGAAGGUUAGCAUAUUCUGAUAGCAAUUCAAAACCUUGCAUAAACUAAAUGGUGUAGAGUCGAGAGUUACGAGACGGAAGAGAAGCUACUGCUGUGGAUACAUUCUCUUGUGAGUAGAAUCUUUUUCCUUUUGCUUUCCAACCUAUUUUCUCUCAUCUAAAUGGAAAGUGUGGUCUAUGUCAAACUGCUCUGGAUGGGUAGUAUUGUUUCAUAUCUUUGUCGCCACAGAACCAUCUCUAAGGGAAAAAAUUAUGUCAAGCACAUUGAAACACAUUAUGUAUAUAGCUAACAAUGUUCAAAAUAUAGUUUUUUGUUGUUUGAUUUUACAAAUGAAUGAAUAGCAUUUAGCCAUCAAAGCUCCCUCAACUACAUUAGGGGGAUAUGCCCCUGCCCAUGACAAUGUGCGUGAAAAAGUGCAAGUUUAAAUGCUGUUGCACACUCUUCCUCCCUUUGUAAAAUAUAAAUAGCUCUGCAGAUGUGAUGGAAACACGGCAUAUCCUGGUCUCCGUAUUUGUCUGAUCCUGGCCCUCUGUGAGUUUUUUAAAUAAUCCUCCAUCUGUCAGUAAGAUAUUGCUCUGCAAAAAUAACUAUGGUACAGUAAUGUGUACAAUAGAUGUACAGUAAUUCCUUGUCUAUCUUUCCUCAGUGCUCCACCCACACCAGUGCCUGUCAGUGUAUUUCCAGAACCAGGGUCUCCUUUAUGUGGCUCUGGGGAGAGAUCUGGUCCUGCUGACCCAGUUCCAGAUUACACCAACAGAGAAGAUCAUCAUGGUGACUUGGGACCGCGAGACUGAGAAGGGUCAGGGACAGGUCAGGCUGGCCAAUCACCAAGAUGCACCUGGCAAUCCUCUAGACCAGAAGGGGGCCUUAUUUAGGGUGGCGAAUAUAAGUUCAUCUAACUAUGGAGUCUACACCAUCACUGUGACUGACCAGAUGGGGAACGAGGAAUCCUCAAAGUUACUUGUUAGAGAGAGUGGUGAGAAACAAUUACACCAGUAAUUCGGGUCACUACCUAGAUUUAGUUUGGGGCAUAUACUGUGCAAACUAAAAAGUCACAUUAGCCUCGGUCACAGGCUUUCACCUACCCUUCCGAACAAUGUGAGUGAAGCCUGGGUGCCGAGGCUAACCUUAUGUGCAGAACUAUGUAAGGACGCAGUAACCAAUUUAGCUAUAUUUGGACCAUUUGUUCCUCCUAACUUUUUCUCUCCCUCACUCUCGCCUAGUUGCUGCUCCUGUGGCGUCUUUGCCGCUCCUGUGUGAGGUGGCCAAUGACAGGGCACAGUGGGACAGCCCAGUGUUUUCCUGGUUGGUGGAUGGGGUAGAGGUGUCCAAUCAGACAGCCAAUCUCUCUACAGAUGGCAGGAGACUCUACGUGUCUGGAAUGAAGGGCCACAACUACACCUGUGUUGUCAACAGCAGUCUGGGGACUAGUGUUACAUACUACAUCACUGGUAUACAUGUAUUAUGAUUUUAUAUUAUAAUUAUUUUGAUUGAGGUUUUUUGUCUUUCAUGCUUCUUUGCUGUGGCCUAGAUUCUUCUACACCAUCCCAAAGUAACCAGACCUUUGAGACUCUGUGUGGUGUACUAUUGGCCAUCAUCAUAGUGCUUCUAAUCAUAUGUGGACAUCUCUGUUGGUAAGAUAACAGAACAUCUCCCCGGAUUGUCUUUUACAGUAAUAGAUUAAUAAACUCCCGGUAUUCUGUUUGGUGCGCGCACACUUUUGACAUUGCUGUGUGUUAUUAACAGGAGAUGCAAGCAGCAGAGGACGAAUGGGAUUAUAUGACCUGAGGAUGUCCAUCGCUUUCCAUUAUCAUUCUUAUUUAUGACACUUUGUUACUCUGUUACACACUGCACGAUCACACAAUUCCUUGGCACAUGCAGAGACCGUAUGAUAUGAGGAGUUUAAUGUAAUAUUCUAUUGAAACAAGUCACACUACCAGACAUCAAAGAUCAUUCCUAUCAAGAGCUUUGGAACUAUGCACCAUGAAUAAAAUAUAUUGAAAUGCCUAUUUAUUGGCGUAUUUGUAUGGCUGUUUGUGGUACAUAUUGAUGCAGUGUCCACACAUAUAUUUGGAAUAUUAAUAUAUUUUUUAAGUACUGUAUGCCAUCACAUUAAGAUUUGUGCACAUGUACAAAUAUGUUGAAAUGUACCUAAACCUGCUUUGUAAUGCCUAUGUACAGUGCAUUCAGAAAGUAUUCAAACCCCUUGACUUUUUCCACAUUUUGUUACGAUUCAGCCUUAAUCUAUAAUUGAUUAAAUAGUUUUUUUCCCUCAUCAAUCUACACACAUGACAAUGCAAAAACAGGUUUAGAUUUUUUUGCAAAUUAUUUAACAAUAAAAAACUGAAAUCUUAUAUUUACAUAAGUAUUCAGACCCUUUACUCAGCACUUUGUUGAAGCACCUUUGGCAGCGAUUACUUCCCGAGUCUUCUUUGGUAUGACGCUACAAGCUUGGUACAUUUGUAUUUGGGGAGUUUCUCCCAUUCUUCUCUCGAGAUCCUCUCAAGCUCUGUCAGGUUGGAUGGGGAGCAUCGCAGCACAGCUACUUUCAGGUCUCUCCCAGAGAUGUUCGAUCAGGUUCAAGUCCAGGCUCUGGCUGGGCCACUCAAAGACAUUCAGAGACUUGUCCUGAAGCCACUCCUGCAUUGUCUUGGCUGUGUGCUUAGGGUCGUUGUCCUGUUGGAAGGUGAACCUUCGCCCCAGUCUGAGGUCCUGAGCGAUCUGGAUCAGGUUUUCAUCUAGGAUCUCUCUGUACUUUGCUCCGUUCAUCUUUCCCUCGAUCCUGACUAGUCUCCCAGUCCCUGCUGCUGAAAAACAUCACCACGGCAUGAGGCUGUCACCACCAUGCUUCACCGUAGGGAUGGUGCCAGGUUUCCUCCAGAAGUGACACUUGGCAUUCAUGCCAAGAAGUUUAAUCUUGGUUUCAUCAAACCAGAGAAUCUUGUUUCUCAUGGUCUGAGAGUCUUUAGGUCCCUUUUGGCAAACUCCAAGCGGGCUUUCAUGUGCCUUUUACUGAGGAGUGGCUUCCGUCUGGUCACUCUACCAUAAAGGCCUGAUUGGUGGAGAGCUGCAGAGAUGGUUUGUCCUCUGGAACUCUCAGAGUGACCAUCGGGUUCUUGGUCACCUCCCUGACCAAGGCCAUUCUCCCCGAUUGCUCAGUUUGGCCGGGCGGCCAGUUCUAGGAAGAGUCAUGGUGGUUCCAAACUUCUUCCAUUUCAGAAUGAUGGAGGCCACUGUGUUCUUGGGGACCUUCAAUGCUGCAGACAUUUUUUGGUACCCUUCCCAGGAUCUGUGCCUCGACACAAUCCUGUAUCGGAGCUCUACGGACAAUUCCUUCGACCUCAUGGCUUGGUUUUUGCUUUGACAUGCACUGUCAACUGUGGUACCUUUUAUAUAGACGGGUUUGUGCCUUUCCAAAUCAUGUCCAAUCAAUUGAAUUUACAACAGGUGGACUCCAAUCAAGUUGAAGAAACAUCUUAAGGAUGAUCAAUGGAAACAGGAUGCACCUGAGCUCAACUUUCAGUCUCAUUGCAAAGGGUCUGAAUACUUAUGUAAAUAAGGUAUUUCUCUUUUUUUAAAUGCAAUUUCAAAAAAUUCUAAAAACCUGUUUUCGCGUUGUCAUUAUGCGGUAUUGUGUGUAGAUUGAUGAGAAUUUCUAUUUAUUUAAUCAAUUUUAGAAUACGGCUGUAACGUAACAAUGUAUGCUAUAAAGCAAAUGGAAUAAAUCCAACUGGGCUUUGUAGUUUGUUUGUGUUUUUUUUAUUUUAGUUGAAACUGGACACAUCAGAUAAUCUUCAUUAUUAUCCGGGUUAUGAUGGGUUUUGCUACAACAAUAUCAAGCUAUUCCUUAAAGAUGCAUUCCAGCUAUUUUGGAACUUUUCCUGUUGAAAAACAAUAUCCCACGUAUAAAUACAGUAAUGUUCAAACACAAAAAAAUAUGUUUUGAGAAACUGUUUUUUAGACAAGUGCAAACUUAAUGGAGUAGGCCAUUCAAGGAGUUGGUUUGAUGGUGCCCUCUGAUGUCAUCAGCCUCCCCCCUUGCUUGCAGAAACAAUAGAGGAGCAAUAGAGAACAAAUGAGGAAAGGCCCACGCCCCACUUGUGCUAUGUCAUGACAUACCUGGACCCCCUAUUGAGAUGUGCAUUUUGUUAAGUAAAUCAGAUGUUAAAUGAGGUGAAAAGGAGACUGGAGUGUGACUUUAAUUUGGUUUUUAAAAAAAUCUGUCUACUUUUGCAAAAACAAAAGGUUUGUUUUCAUAUUGUCAUUAUGCGGUAUUGUGUGUAGAUUGAUGAGAAUUUCUAUUUAUUUAAUCCAUUUUAGAAUACGGCUGUAACAAAAUGUGGAAUAAGUCAAGCGGUCUGAAUACAUUUACAUUUUAGUCAUUUAGCAGACGCUCUUAUCCAGAGCGACUUACAGUUAGUGAAUACAUAUUUUUUUAUACUGCCCCCCCGUGGGAAUCGAACCCACAACCCUGGCGUUGCAAACGCCAUGCUCUAUCAACUGAGCUACAUCCCUGCCGGCCAUUCCCUCCCCUACCCUGGACAACGCUGGGCCAAUUGUGCGCCACCCAUGAGUCUCCCGGUCGCGGCCGGCUGCGACAGAGCCUGGAUUCGAACCAGGAUCUCUAGUGGCACAGUUAGCACUGCGAUGCAGUGCCUUAGACCACUGCGCCACUCAGGAGCUGAAUACUUUCCGAAUGCACUGUAUGCAAUAAAGCAAAUGGAAUAAAUGCACAUUAUUGUGACAGUGCAUGUGUGCAUUUAACCUAUUUUAUAACCUGUAAGGAAAUCUUUGUAAGCGUCCACUUUGCUACACUUCCAUAGGAGACAGUGAAGAGACAUAGAAACACACCAGUCUGGAUGAGUGAUUGAUUCUCUGCAUAAUCUCUGCUGUCAGGUGAAGUGAGGACAAGCACCUCCUAUUUGAUGAGUUAUCUCCAUCCACUGGCUUGUUUUAGAACUGCCUCUAUUCAUAAUAUCGUUUAUGGAUGGUCAUUGUCAUUCACAGAGAAUGUGAAUUGAAAAUACUGUAUUGUUAAUUGUUUUUGCAAAAGUAGACAGAUUUAAAAAAAAAAAAAAAAAUUAAAGUCACACUCCAGUCUCCUUUUCACCUCAUUUAACAUCUGAUUUACUUAACAAAAUGCACAUCUCAAUAGGGGGUCCAGGUAUGUCAUGACAUAGCACAAGUGGGGCGUGGGCCUUUCCUCAUUUGUUCUCUAUUGUUUCUGCAAGCAAGGGGGGAGGCUGAUGACAUCAGAGGGCACCAUCAGACCAACUCCUUGAAUGGCCUACUCCAUUAAGUUUGCACUUGUGUCUAAAAAACCGUUUUUCUCAAAACAUAUUUUUUGGUGUGUGAACAUUACUGUAUCUAUACGUGGGAUAUUGUUUUUCAACAGGAAAAGUUCCAAAAUAGCUGGAAUGCAUCUUUAAGGAAUAGCUUGAUAUUGUUGUAGCAAAACCCAUCAUAACCCGAAUAAUAAUGAAGAUGAUCUGAUGUGUCCAGUUUCAACUAAAAGAAAAAAACACCAAAAAACUACAAAGCCCAUUUUUGAACACAGCAUUCCAACAUUGUUAACUUUCCCUUGAGAGAAUGCUAUUCUAAUUUAAUGUACGUUUCUAUUUGCUCAUUGUGUCUAAACCUUGGUGUGAAAGUAUGUGUCCGGACAAUAUGAUUUGUUGCAUUGUCAUUUGAGAGGGUACAUAGACACAAAUAGAUGGUUGGGGGAGGAGUGAUAAUCAGUGUGAUAAUUUUACAAGAGAAUACAAUAGAAUCCACUUGUUUAAACACAGCUGAGUAGUGGCAUUUACUGUACAGGAAAGGGGGGGAAAUUGCACCGCUUGAAAACAAGGUGACGCCUAAGUACCUAACUGGCUGGACCUCACAAAGGGAAGGGCUGUGAGUACAAAGUCCUGCACCAGACUACAAUCUAUCAGAGCCACUUCUUAGUUUUUGAGGGUUGACAUUUUUCUGUUCUAUUUGCUAAAGGAUUUUUUUUGACGACAUGACAGGUGUUUUUAUAUUGUAAAACUGCAUCCAAGCUGCCUGGCGUGGCGUGCCCUACCCCUGGAAACAGGGUUCCUUUUGAAUGAAUGCACUCCUGCCACUUCCGGACUCAUAAUCUCUGACUCCUAAUCCAUUGUACAGCUGGGAAGGUAAGUGAAUUUCAAACUGCUGCUGAGUUUGCUCAAGUGCAAGUCAUUCUCUAUGCAUAAAUAUAGACCGGUUACUUAACGCAAUCUACUAUGUCAGACUUUGAAAGUAAGUGAAACAAUGACCUCUUCGUUGGAAAACUGGGUCUCUAUUAGUCUAUUAUCAGAGAGGUCAUGGGAACCAUCCAAGACAAACGCUCUAUCUCUCUGUCUCACAGACUCACACACAGGUGCCAUGAGGCUGCAACACUGUCUCUCCUGGAGCCUCUCUUUGCUACUGCUUCUCUUGUGUAAGUGCUUUUGUGCAAAAUGAUACAUUACAUAAAAAUGCCACACUACUGUAUCUAAGUGUAUUGGUGCAACAAGGCAAAGUGUAGUUGACUGCUCUAUUUGGCCAUUUGUGUAUGUUGUAUUUACCAUAUUAGUUUUGAACUGACACAUUAUCAGUAGUCUCAUGUGACAGCCUUAACAUUUGGUUCUGGAUGUCGAGAUUACAUAAAAAGAGAUUCUCAAGUUUUUCAGUUUGUGUGUGAUAAACUGUCUUCAGUGCACACUCAACGUCUGUAAUAAUUAUGUCGCAGUUGCUUGCAUCAGCACUUUUGAAAGAACACGGUUUCAGUUAUUUUAGGUCCUCAUGAGGACAAAGUCAAAGCCAAAGAAUACAGUACUAUUGUAUAUGUCUAGACCGAGCCAAGAAGCGUGCAGCUCUGGUCAUCUGAGGUGAUUGCGACAAUAGGGUGUGUUUCAAUCUGCGUCUUCUGAGGAAAUGAUAUUUUCUCCUUUAGGAGAUGUAAACUUCCCUUUUGUGUUAGAUGGAGGUUUCCACAGAGGGUUAGUGAUGUAACAACGAAGCUUGACAAACAUCACACCAGGCAGAACUGUCAAGUUCUAUCAGUCAUUUGUUGACAUUACCUGAUGAAAGUCCUGUUCACUUCAUACUAAAUAUAAAUGUAAGAACUCAUGAGCUAAGUCAUUAAAAGCAUAGAAUCCAACAAUAUCAGUGGUUAGCAGUGGAGGCUGGUGUCAUUUUAAAUCGGAGGACAGGCUCAUUGAAAUUACCAUUCAUUCCACUCCUCCCAUUACAAUGAACCCUUCUUCCAAUUUCUCUCUCCAUUAGUCUCCACCAGGUGUUAGUAAGGUAUUGAUUUCCAAUCACCACAAUACAAUAAAAACGUAUGAUCAUGUUUCUGUCCCCAGUGUCUUGUAGGUACCAGUGCGUGUCGGUCCACUUCCAGACCCUGCAGCCGGUCAAUGUACUCCCAGCCGGACGUCUAGUUCUCCAGGUCCAGAUCGACCGCGGUCCCAAAGAAAAUAUCUCUAUGAUAACCUGGGAGCGGGAGCCAGAAAACGCAAAACCUCCAGGGAAUCCUGGGAAGGUGACGUUGAUUACAUUCCCCGGUCAAGAAAGACGCUUGGACGGGCGUCUGAGUGUGGAGCAGCAGGGGGCAAUACUGAAGCUGGAGGGCUUUGGCGUGGCGGACAGCGGGGUGUACAUCGUGACCGUCACUGACCAGGCUGGCGUCAAGACCUCUGCGCAGUGUAUCGUCAAGGAGUACGGUACGACGGUCAACAUGGUCUCAUUAGAAUAUAUCAAAGUAGUGACAUUUAACCAUUGCACCUAUGCAACGUAUUAUUUAAAUGUAACUAUAAUGACGUGUUAGUUAUGUGACAAUACAGCUGACAGACUUUCUGAUUAAGUUGCUGUUUUGAAUACAUUCCUAGAUAUUCCUUCCUGUCCCCUGGAGUUAUGUUCUUAUAGAGGAUAAGCUGUUCAGUCAGUUCUGCCUAAGCUCUUUCUUUGUCUUUAUAAUAUAAAUGUAUGCUUCACUGCAGUCCAACACUCAACUUUGAGUAGGUAGUAUUUCAGUUUAUUAGUCCAACGACUGUCUCGCACAAUCUCCAUUCAAUAGUUCCAAGCUCUAUAUUUCUUUCUGUCACGUCUUCUUUCUAAGUUUCUGAUCUGUUUUCUCCUCACAGCCUCAUACUUCUCAAGUCACCACCACCAAGCCUCAACUCACAUUGUUACUUCACAACGCAACCACCCUCUGUUCUCUCUCCACUCUGUCUCUCUCUUUCUCCUCUUCAAGACAAUUUUUGGUUCCAACUUCCAAGUCUCACCUUUCUCACACCUGGUCUCAUUCUCUUUUCUCUGUCUCUUGUCUUUCCUCUCAGAGGCUGUGCACCACCCCUCAGUGAGAGUGAACGUGUCCCACUCCUCCCUGUUCUGUGUGGAGACCUGGGGGACAGACCUUAAAUUCAGCUGGCUCCACGAGCGGGCAGCCAUCACCGAUGUUGUGGGACACGUGUCGCCUGAUGGGAAGACCCUGUUUGUCUCCUCCGCUCCCAUCUGUGGUCACUUCACCUGCAUGGUGAGCAACAAGCUGGGCCACAGCUCUGCCACCUACACAGCAGGUAUGGAACCCCACGCACUAACUAACCCCAUCUGUCUCUCAGUCUCUACACAAACUCCAUCUGUCUCUCAUGCCUGAUUCACACUACAGGGCCAAACCGAGCCAAGACAAGCUGUACUGGCAUGGCCUGGUUACGCAUCCACCAUACUGUUUUUGUUGGAACCGUCCUAGAAAGGACAAUGUUGGCCCUAUAGUGUGAAUCAGCCAUAAGUUUACACAAACUCCAUCUGUUUGUCAGUCUCUAUGCCAGUGGUCACCCACCCUGGUCAUGCAGAGCUACAGUGUAUGCAGAUUGUUCAUCUAGCUACCUAGCGCAGCUCAAGGCUGAAUCACAUGUGGUUGUGCUAGGUUGUAAGAAAACCCUGCAUACCCUGUAGUUCUCCAGGACCAGGGUUGGUGACCAAUGUUCUAUGUAAUAGUCAUACUUGAGUAAAAGUACUCAAUUGUCAUACUUGAGUAAAAGUAAAGAUACCUUAAUAGAAAAUGACUCAAGUAAAAGUGAAAGUCACCCAGUAAAAUACUACUUGAGUAAAAGUCUAAAAAUAUUUUGUUUUAAAUAUACUUAAGAAUCAAAAGUAAAUGGAAAUGCUAAAAUGUACUUAAGUAUCAAAAGUAAAAGUAUAAAUCAUUUCAACUUCCUUAUAUUAAGAAAACCAGACGACACAAUUUUCUGGGUUUUUUUAUUUAUUUACGGAUAGCCAGGGGCACACUCCAACACUCAGACAUAAUUUACCAACGAAGCAUUUGUGUUUAGUGAGUCCGCCAGAUCAGAGGCAGUAGGGAUGACCAGAGAUGUUCUCUUGAUAAGUGUGUGAAUUGGACCAUUUUCCUGUCAAAAUGUAACGAGUACUUUUGGGUGUCAGGGAAAAUGUAUGGAGUAGAAAGUACAUUAUUUUCUUUAGCAAUGUAGUGAAGUAAAAGUAAAAGUUGCCAAAAAUAUGAAUAGUAAAGUAAAGUACAGAUACCCCAAAAAACGACUUAAGUAGUACUUUAAAGUAUUUUGACUUAAGUACUUUACACCACUGGUAAUAGUACUGCAAAGCAUGGGUAAGAAAUCUCAUAUCUCCUUGACAGAGGCAUUGUUGAAUGCAGAACCUAGUCGAUGCCCAAGCUAGUGCCACACCAUCCGUAUCCAUUGAAGGUACAGCCUCUCUGUGUGUGUGAGUGGUGUGCCCUAUGUAGCGUUCAUGUUAAUAUGUACAGUGUUCAUAUUUUUGAGAGCCAAGUCCGAGUGACUCCGAGGCUGUCCUAUGGACACCAUAACAUGUCCCCAUAUUGCUUUGUUGUGACCUUGUCCUGUCUGGUCCAUCAGAGCCGUGUGAGAGAGAGGGCAAAAGGACCACGGUGGCAGUGGUCUCUGUCAUCAUCCUGCUGGUCUGUGGAGCAGCGCUAGCUUUUCUACUGUGGAGGUACGGUAACACACUGACACCACUGAUCAAAUAGUCACGCAGCGCAGAUACACAUUUCAUUUUGAGCUACACUACAUACUGUAAGAUAAAGCCAUAUAUAGCAAGGAAAAGGAGGUCGCUGACAGACUGCAGAAGUAUUUUUUUUUAAAUCAAAGGGAUGGACACCUCAAAAUAAGAAGCUACAAUAUCACCUCAAGGCAUUGCACGCUUGCCAUUGUCAGUUGAUACAAUUAUUUUGUUUAUUCUAUCAGUACAGUGUAGGGUGGCAGGUAGCAUUGGGCCAGUAACUGAAAGGUCGCUGGUUCGAAUCCCCAAGCCGACUAAAUAAAACAUCUGUUGAUGUGCCCUUGAGCAAGGCACUAAACCUUAAUUACUCCUGUAAGUCACUCUGGAUAAGAAUGUCUGCUAAAUGUAAAAAAUGUAUAGUGUGUUGUUGUAUUUACACAUAUUUGGGUUUCUGUUUAGGAGACACAAAUUAUACAGUAACAGAGGAGAGAGGCUUCAGGAGCAUUUUGAGGACAACUUGUAACGGUGAACCAUUGAUUACAGUACCCAAGUUAUUUCGCUACACUCCCCUACUCAAAGAUGGACUCAUAAAAGGACAGUAAGUGUACAAAACACUUUGGGAGGAGCUUCCUGCCCUGUGAGCAGCAUGACCUUUCAAAGCAUUGGAACAAUGUGGAGAGUGAACUGCUUAUUGGCCAAUUGACGAGUUCUAAAAAUGGAAAGAUCAACUUUCGCCCAGUGUGUUGACUGUUUUUGUAGUAGCUAUCAUUUUUAUACUACCUCCUCUUGAUAUUUUUUUAUAUAAUGCUCUAAAAUAAAU